Malaclemys terrapin pileata is the source of this 1919-nucleotide messenger RNA. It is a transcript of the gene XCR1, whose product is annotated as X-C motif chemokine receptor 1. The transcript has a single exon. The record is from RefSeq and is a predicted model, not a curated record. Gene Ontology annotation, cellular component: membrane. Gene Ontology annotation, biological process: G protein-coupled receptor signaling pathway; chemotaxis; immune response. Gene Ontology annotation, molecular function: chemokine receptor activity. NCBI's taxonomy places the organism in Eukaryota, Metazoa, Chordata, Testudines, Emydidae. The coding region runs from base 125 to 1168 and encodes 347 amino acids.
GAGAGAUAUAUCUCCAUAUAUUUAUUUAACCCCCCCCAAAGCAACCAGAUUUUUUAUGAUUUUUCUGUGACCAUUAGUGUCUUCUUGACAGUUCCUUUUGUGUCAUUUAGGUUCAUACAUCCAAAUGGGUGAAUCCAACUUUGACUUAAACUCAUUUUCAGACUACUAUGAUGAGUAUGGGAACUUCACUAAUUAUACUGGCUCUGGCAAUGUGUGUGAAAUGGAUGACCUCCAUGCAUUUGGUGCCCAUCUCACCACCAUUCUGUACUCUCUUGCUUUUGUUCUUAGCCUGCUGGGAAAUAGUUUGGUGUUAUGGAUCCUAAUGAAGUAUGAAAGCCUUGUGUCUUUAACAAACAUCUUCAUCAUGAACCUUUGCAUCUCUGACCUGGUCUUCUCUUGCAUGCUGCCCUUCUGGAUCGUGUAUCAUUUGCAUGGAUGGAUUUUUGGUGAUUUCCUCUGCAAGGCUGUGAAUACUGUUUUCUCCAUCAGCUACUACAGUGGUAUUAUCUUUUUGACCAUAAUGACUAUUCUCCGGUACCUGGCAGUGGUGAACCCCUUGUCGACCUUGAGUACUCAGACACACCAGUGUGGCAUUCAGGUGAGCUUGGCCAUUUGGGCUGCUAGCAUAUUAGUCGUGGUUCCUGAGAUGAUUUUCACCCAAGUGCAGAUUGAUCUGGAUGGUUUCAGUACCUGCGAUUACAUUGACUUACAUUGGAAAAAGGUAGAAAUUUAUCAGCGAAAUGUCUUCUUUCUCUUUUCCUUUGCUGUUAUUGUAUUUUGUUACGUCAAGAUACUGAAAAUUCUGCUCAGAACAAGAUCUCAUAGGAAGCACAGAACUGUGAGACUCAUCUUUACCAUUGUGGUAGCUUUUUUCCUGAGUUGGGCACCUUACAAUAUAUUCUGUUUCCUGCAAACUUUGCCAGCUCAUUACAUCUUUCUGAACUGUGAGAUUCAAAAGAACAUUGCAUAUGCCUUCUACAUCAGCCGCAAAAUUGCCUUUUCCCACUGCUGCCUCAACCCUGUGCUCUAUGUAUUUGUUGGAGUCAAAUUCAGAAGGCAUUUGAUGCACCUGUGCAAUUACCUCUGGCCAUGCAACAAUGGGAAAAUCUCCAGCCCCAGGAUUUAUUCUCAUGGCAAAUUCCACUAUGAAGAUGCUUCCAUUUACUGAAGGCUGCUCUGCAGUGCUAAGCAUGAGUGAAAUAUCCAGAUUUUAAAGCCAUUAACAGUUGAUUUUAGAGGCAUUCACCUGAAAGACACACAAAUUUAUUCUUUGUGAAUAUUUGAGAUGUGGAAAAAUAAUAGAAAAUGUAUUUCCCUGGGGAGGGGUAACCAUCUAUUUUAUUUGCAAAUAUCACCUCUAGGCUUUUCUAGUUAAGGGCCAGUUUCUGCUCUCACUUACAUUCCUGCAAUUCCAUCGUAUCCAAUACCAUUGAAGCGGAGUAAAUGAGAGCAGAACUCACCCACUCUCUCUAUCUGGGAUUAAGCCAGGUCUUAUUAGUUUGACAGUAGCUACAUAAGUUAGAAUACCUGAUGUUUUCAAAGUAAACUUUUCACUGUUGCUGUGUACAAAGCUACUAAUAUUGUAAGCUUAACACAAACCCAUUUUCUGAUCCUCAAUAGAAAGGAAUUAAGUUAAUGAGCAUGUUAAUACUUUCUUAAUUCUUGUAAAGUCAUAGUACAGAGUGAAGAAUCGGUCUGCUUCAUUUCUUGUUUUGGUAGUGAUAUCUCAAUAGAUAUUUUCCUUUAUUUGUAAAAGAAAUGUAUUUUCUUUAGAAAGCUAGAACAGUAGGACUUAAUGUAAAUGCUUGUUUUGCAGUUCCAGCUGGUUUUUAAAAUACUUCAUCUAUGUACAGAAGUGUUUGAAUCCCUGAAAAGCAGGCCCAGUCAAAGUUAGGCAUGCACAUAUCUUUGAAAAAAGA